Molecule: messenger RNA, 518 nt
Organism: Orycteropus afer afer
Lineage: Eukaryota; Metazoa; Chordata; Mammalia; Tubulidentata; Orycteropodidae
Gene: FGF22
Product: fibroblast growth factor 22
Biological process (GO): positive regulation of cell population proliferation; regulation of cell migration; positive regulation of gene expression
Cellular component (GO): cytoplasm
Molecular function (GO): fibroblast growth factor receptor binding; growth factor activity
Source: RefSeq, a predicted model, not a curated record
GGGCCAUGCGCAGCCGCCUGUGGCUGGGCCUGGCGUGGCUGCUGCUGGCGCGGGGGCCGAGUGUCGCGGGGACCGCGAGCGGCCCGCGGAGGCCGCGCAGCUAUCCGCACCUGGAGGGCGAUGUGCGCUGGCGGCGCCUCUUCUCCUCCACCCACUUCUUCCUGCGCGUGGAUCCCGGUGGCCGAGUACAGGGCACCCGCUGGCGCCACAGCCCCGACAGCAUAGUGGAGAUUCGCUCUGUCCGCGUGGGCGUCGUGGUCAUCAAGGCUGUCUACGCAGGCUUCUACGUGGCUAUGAACCGCCGGGGCCGGCUCUACGGGUCGCGGGUCUACACGGGCGACUGCAGGUUCCAGGAGCGCAUCGAGGAGAACGGGUACAACACGUACGCGGCACUGCGCUGGCGCCACCGCGGCCGGCGCAUGUUCCUGGCGCUGGACGGGCGCGGGACACCACGGCGGGGCAGUCGGACGCGGCGCCACCACCUGUCCACCCACUUCCUGCCGGUGCUGGUGUCCUGA